Aureobasidium musti is the source of this 1026-nucleotide messenger RNA. The record is from the annotation of a GenBank genome assembly. NCBI's taxonomy places the organism in Eukaryota, Fungi, Ascomycota, Dothideomycetes, Dothideales, Saccotheciaceae.
AUGGCGUCGUUGCAAACUCCCCCUCAACUUCUCUCGCCUCCACCUUCUCCCGCCCCGCAGAAUCUAUCCACUGACAUCAAUACGGCCACACGAUCGGUGCACACACGGCUGAACAAGCUCAUCGUUUCCCGCCUGCCCCUUGCGCUUCCACCGAUAGCCAAAACACCCGAACUCUACGCCCAUGGCAUCAACACUUUUGGCGACAUCUACCUUGUCUUUGAGAACUGCUGGCGCGUGCUCAUAGCAGAGGCCGACAAGUCCAAGGCAGAUGAUUCUUCCCACGACAACAAGCUGCGCCAAUGGCUCUCUCAACUAGUCCCACCUGGUCUCUGGCGGUCCGAUGCCAUCAAGAAAGAUUUGGAAUACUUAGAGACAGCCACCGGUGCUGAUCUAGAGGCUGUAUCGAAUGCACAGCUUCGCUCCUUCACCGAGCACAUAUAUCGUCAGACUCGAGAAAAGCCUCAUGUCUUGGUUGCCUAUGCCUGGAUCAUGUACAUGGCCAUAUUCUCUGGUGGUCGUUGGAUUAGGGAGCAGCUGACUGAAUCUGGACCUGAGUUUUGGGGCGUCACUCAUGAUUCGGACAAGACCGACUACUGGAUCCAUGGGACGUUAAGGCCAGGCUUCACACUGUUCUGCUUUUCGGGCACAAGAGAUGGAGAGGAUAUCAAGACAGACUUCAAGACACGUCUAGAGAAAGCAGAGGAACUCUUGACUGCACACGAGCGCAAAGACAUCGUUGACGAGGCACAGUUCAUCUUCGAACAGUGUGUUACGAUUGUCGAAGCGCUUGACAAGCAGCUCAUGACCGAUCUCGAACUCGUUAAAAAGCUGGCUGCUCGAGAGGCUAAGCAUGGAAACUCGCAUCUCAAGAUGAAGCCGACCCGAGCUGCUCUACCACAGGAUGUAGCACCACGGACUGAGGCCAAGUCCGCAAGCUUCAUCAGAGCCAUUGUGGUAGCCUUCUUCGCUUUUGCAGUUUAUCAGUCCUAUCAAUGGCAGUUUGGAGGUUUGGAGGAUACGCAAUGA